GACCAGAAUAUCAUAUUCGCAACGAGCUGCAAAAUGCAACAAACCGUCGGAUGUCGCUACGAUAGUUUGGGCGCAUUUCAAUUUCGUUGAUCCCCGGCGAUUCGGUGUACGAGGAAAUAGGUGCAAAAUAAUGGCGGCACCAGCAGCGGCGGUUCAGCGGCGAGUGGCGGCGAUCGUAUCCGCGAGUGUGGCUUGGUAACGAAGCGCGCACACACGCACGCCGGUGAGACGUAAAUAAUAACAGAUAGUAAAAGAAAUAAUAGACGGUGGCGGAAAAAAGUGUAUAUCUGAAAUAGGAUAAAAACAGCAGGAUGGGGGCGUAUUUGUCUGAACCGAUAACAAAAAAAAUGUCGAGCGAUGAGCGGGGAAAAAAUGUGGCGUUCGGCGCGAGUUCUAUGCAGGGUUGGCGGGUUAGCCAGGAGGACGCUCACAAUUGUUGCAUCGAGUUUGACGAGGAUACCUCGUUGUUUGCAGUUUAUGAUGGACACGGUGGUCACGAAGUUGCCACUUACUGCGCUAAAGAAUUGCCCAAUUUCAUUAAAAACACAGAGGCCUACAAAAGUGGCAAUAUCAAGCAAGCUCUAAUUGAUGCCUUUCUUGGAUUCGAUGCUGAGCUAGCUAAGCCUGAGGUUAUUAAAGUGCUCAAAGAAAUUGCUGGUACAAGCAACAAUGAGGACGAUGCUCGCUGGAGUAAGACCAACACCCGAAGCUGCGGAAACAAAAAUAACAUUGAUGAUGAAGAAGAGAAUGUCAGUGAUUUGAGAAUGGAAGCUGCCAUGCCUUUGGAACAAGUCAUGGCGAGGUACUCUCUCUGUCACAAAGAAGGACUAGCCGUUGGCGAAACUACUACCGCCGCUGGUCCGAGCUCUUCCUCCUCGAGUCAUUCAUGGAACACAAGCGACGAACCAAAUGUUAGCAGUACCAGUCAGCCGACAGUUUUGAAGAGAGACAAAGAGAGUAUCGAGCAGCCAUGCACCGCUUCCAAUGGAGAGUCCACCAAUGGCCUUUCUGAUCCAGAUAGCUCGGCUGAUGUUCAGAAUAAGAGUACAGGUUGCAGCAGUAGUGGCGGAGAUGUUGCCCCGGAUGAUGAAAGCAACAAGGUUUCCAGCAGCCUAUCCGAACCAUUAGAGAAUGGUGAUGUUAAAGAAAGCAGUUGCGCCGCAUCCUCGUUCCAGUCUCUUUUAUGCAAAGAAAUUUUUACUCGUCGAAGAGCUGCGCGCAUCGCUUUUGAUAAACGCAAAAAAAUAAAUGAGAAAAAUGAUGGAGGAAGCAAGGAGGGAGUCACAGAAGAGGAUGAGGAAGACGACGACGAUGAUGACGAGGAAGAUGACGAUGAGACGUUCGACGGCUCGCCAGCGGCUAGUGAGGAGGAUGCCACAGAUGAGGUCGAAGAUGAGGAUGACGACAAGGAGCAAGAGGAUACUACUGAUGAGGAUGAAAACGAUAACGAAGAUGAUGAUGAGGAGGAGGAGGACGACGACGGAGACGAUGGAGAUUUCACAAUGGAAAUGACCGAGGAGCCAGGAUCGGAUAGUGGCUGCACCGCUGUUGUGGCUAUUCUAAAUCGACACGAAUUGUACGUUGCCAACGCCGGUGAUUCUCGAUGCGUGUUGUGUCGAGAUGGGCAAGCGCUUGAAUUGAGUCUAGAUCACAAACCGGAGGAUGAACCUGAAAUGGAACGUAUAGUGAAAGCGGGUGGAAAGGUAACAGCCGACGGAAGAGUAAACGGUGGUUUGAAUCUAUCGAGAGCUCUGGGUGACCACGCGUACAAACAAAAUAUCACAUUACCGCCGGAACAACAAAUGAUUUCGGCCCUGCCGGACGUUCGACAUAUCGCCAUCGAUCUGGAAAGAGACGAAUUCAUGAUUCUCGCAUGUGACGGUAUAUGGAAUUUCAUGUCCAGCCAGGAAGUAGUUUCGUUCGUUCGUCCGCGUCUCACUAACAGUGAUAAACCAAAUAUAUCAAAAAUUUGUGAGGAGCUGUUCGACCAUUGCCUCGCGACUGACACCCUGGGCGAUGGAACCGGUUGUGACAAUAUGACGGCGGUAAUAGUUCAAUUCAAUCGUCGAAACGAGUGCAGUCUCGAAUCCUCAAAAAAAAGGGCAGCUUCACCGUCAUCCAACGUAGUUGAGGCGACCAACGGAAAAGAUAAGAUAGCGAGCAAUUUGACGUGUGAAGAAGGCGCGAGCAAGCGUUCCAAAAUUGAUAUCACUGAAUGAGCAUCGCGACGUUAUAAAAAUAACAACAACUAAUAAUAAUAAUAAUAAUAAUAAUAAUAAUAAUAAUAAUAAUAAUAAUAAUCUUGUAAUACGUAUGUAUAUAUUUAUAUCCGCGUAGAUCGUAACAUCACUCGUAAUUCGACACCAUUUAUUAUUUUUAUUGUAAACAGCCGUAAGAGAACACAAACAUGGUUAAACACUCAUUCACACAGACACACACACGGACAUACGCACCACCCCUGAGACAGACACGAUAAUAAUAAAAUUUAUUUUUCAA
This is a messenger RNA of Venturia canescens, 2496 nucleotides long. RefSeq names its product protein phosphatase 1G. The transcript has 5 exons. Gene Ontology annotation, molecular function: protein serine/threonine phosphatase activity; cation binding. The coding region runs from base 312 to 2219 and encodes 635 amino acids. Gene Ontology annotation, biological process: protein dephosphorylation. The record is from RefSeq and is a predicted model, not a curated record. NCBI's taxonomy places the organism in Eukaryota, Metazoa, Arthropoda, Insecta, Hymenoptera, Ichneumonidae.